GCAUUCCAUACUGUGUCGGCCUAGAUUCAAAAUGGCAGAUGGUUUAGGUUUUGCAGAGCGCGUCGCUGUGGCAGCAAUAUCAGCUUACAACAAUCUAAAAAAGACAGGAAAACCCCAGGUUGGCCGUGAAUGGACUUUGUUAGCUGCUAUUUUGAAGACGGACAAUUCUGUUGUUGCUAAUGUUGGAGGGAAAGAGCAGGAAAGUUUACAAGUAAUUUGCCUAGCAACUGGAUCAAAGUGCAUUGGAAUGAGUAAAAGAAAAGAUAAUGGAAGUAUAAUCAAUGAUAGUCAUGCAGAAAUCCUUGCAAGGCGUCUUCUGUUGAAGUACUUUUAUGACCAAAUUCGAUGUGCUGAAUGUCAUUUUGACAGCAUUUUCAUUAAAUCUACCAAAGAAGGUCGUUUUGUCUUGAAGCCUGAAGUCAAGUUUCAUCUCUUUACAUCUCACACCCCAUGUGGAGAUUGCUCGAUCAUUCCCAAAACAGAAGACAACACCAUCGAAAACACCACUAGAGAUCCCAUACAAGUAACUCGCAAGAGAAAGGAAGCAAAGGGAAGUGAAUGUGAAGCCACUGUGGUAGAUGUCAAAAGAAGGAAAGAAUACAAAUGUAACACAGAUAAAAUCAGUACUCCCUAUCAUUCGUUUUUGCAGGCCGAUUCGGCUAACAAGGAGUGUAAAGUUGAUGAGACAUCAAGACAGACUUCUAAGAAGGUGGACCUGGAUGAAUCUUCAAAUAGUUCCCAGCAACAGUCUUUGCACGAAUAUGAGAACUCUGAUGCACAUUCUACCUGUCAAGAAGAAAACUUUUUGGAUGGUCAGAAAGAAUAUCUACGUAGUUGCAAUGAUAUUCAUCGAACAGGAGCGAAAUGCGUGCCUAAAGGCAUGCAAGAUCCACUUCUAAACGGUACAGAUUAUCACGUAAUUGGAGCUUUAAGAACGAAGCCUGGUAGAGGUGAGAAAACGCUAUCUAUGUCGUGCUCUGAUAAGAUUAUGAAAUGGUGUACUCUUGGCAUACAAGGAGGUCUGCUUUCAAAUUUACUCGAGUCGCCCAUUUACCUUGAUUCGAUCGUGAUUGGAAAGUGUCCAUUCAGUAUGGAUACCAUGCUGCGAGGAAUUUCAUUAAGAGGAAGAGAUUUGAAACUCGAUCGUACAAGUGCCUUUAAUUACACAUGUGCAAAGGUUUAUCAUUGCAAAAAUAACGCGUUUCCAGAUAGCAAGUGUUGUGUCGAAGAAAGAUGGAAACAAGAGCUAGGUUUUGGGAAGAUUGCUGCAUCAGGAGCAUCAAUUCUGUACUGUUGUGAGCCAGCGAUUCAUGAAGUUAUUGUAAAUGGAAAGAAGCAAGGAACCACCAAAAAGCAUGACAUAAGCAAGGAUUCUUGGUCCACUAUUUGCAAAUCAUCUCUUUGGAAUGACUUCCAGUCAUUGCUCUCCUUGCUUGGUAAAACGAGAAAGGAUGCCAGUGAUUUGGCAUUAAAAAAUUAUCACAAUGCAAAACUAUCUGACCAAGAUUAUCAGCUGACAAGAAGCAGAUUUUUUGAAGUAUUCCCUGACUGGAUGUCAAAACCGUUACAAGAUGAGAUGUUUCAGUAAGCUAACUACUGAACAAAGCUACAAACAUUCAAAGACAUAUUUAUAUCAUAAUCUGAGUUGACUAAGAACUUCAGAGCCUUAUCUUUGGGUAAUUCCUAUUCUUUAUAACAACAUAUAUUUUUGGAAUAUUUGCUACAUUUCAAAGAAAGCUGGAGACAGAAAAUGUCAAGCAGUUUAUUUCUCUCUUUUGGUAACUUGAUUAAUUUGAUUGGUUGCUAUGCCUAUUGCCAAGCUGCAAUAUCAAAAGUUGCAACCUAAAAUCAUCCUGUUCUAAUGACAGACCAACAAACAGUAAUUUUUAUUGGAAAUUAUGCCUGUUUUUGUCUGUUUGAGUUAUUUGAAGAAAUACAAGCAUAUUUGCUUAUCAGCUGCAAAAACUAGACAGAAUAUAAAUAAUACAAUCUUGAUUUAAAUACCAUGAAGUUUCUAACACGAAGACAUAGUCUUUUCAUUUUGAAGGUAUUCAAUAAAUAUCAGAAUGCGAUUUUGAAGGUUUUUUAUCAAAUGCAUCUAGUAUUGCCCAACAUGUGUUUUUAAGUCUGAAAAAAUGUGACUGCCUCUCUUUACCAAGGCAUGUCCAAUCUGAGGUAUCAACCUGAAAGAGCAUUAUGAAAAUUAAUUUUAAAUGUGUAAAUUCUGUUAAACUCUGUUCCCUAUUCUGCUCAACUUUAUUUUCACGAGAGUGAAAUUCACACACUGUUGAGCUUCAUCAAUAAUUAAACGAUUUAAACCAAUCAGAGAGAACUUUGAUUCCAAAACUUUUGAAUCAAAUGGCGAUGUUCCUGUUGAAGUGAAGCUGUGGCUAGAAAAUUUCCAUCCCCUGUUUGGUUUGUGCGACAGAUAUGUUAACAGCGAAAGGAAAUGCUUCCAUUAUCAUCAUUAAAUUCUAGUAAUUAAAUCUUGCGAUUUUCAAUAGCUUUUUGCCCGCAGUUUCAAAUACCUUUCACUACCGCAGCUAGGCCAGUCUAAGCGAGCAGCGUAAUCUGUUAUGACAGGAAGAAUAUUAGCCAAUCAUAAAGCCAUACGUGCAAAGGGGCUUUCCCUGCAAAAUUCACUAUUCUUUUGUCUUGUUUCUGAAUUCUAUCAACCAAGCCAAUAAUAGUAACCCACAAGUUUCAUCAAAUUCCAUUAUUGUUUUAUCUAAAUAGGUUUAUCUUAAGUUAUCUUAGUGGUAUUCCGUCAUGCUCUUUUGGGUGAGGAGGUCAAAAGUAACAAAAUUCUGAGAAUUAAACCAUAAAACUCUUCAAAAAUCGUAAAUUCAUAGGCGAUAUUAGAAAGAUUGCAAACUAGGUAAACAAAAUCAUGAUAAGCAAGUUGUCAAAGGCCUAAUGUCCAGUGAGAGAGUGUAGCAAGUGGCAGCUUUUUGAUGAUAGAUGAUGAAGCAAGUUGAUGUUAUUUAUAACUACUUCUGAAGAUUAUUUGGAAAGUACCUUAUCAUAUGUUCUUAUGUUAGCCAAUUAUUAAGGGGAAAAUGUUUGCUGCAUCAAUGUUAAGAUUCGAUCUCAGAUUCACUGUUUUAUUUCCUAGCUUCUUGUUGUCAGGCACAUGCUUAAGUCAAUAUUUUGGUUACUCAAAAAGUUUUUCAUAAUGCUGAAAACCUUUACAAUCUUUGUAAACAAUCUAAGAAUGGAGGAACUUCUUUAUAAUGUCAUGAGAAAAACUGAUGUUUGAGAAUGAACCCUGCAUGUCUUUAUUAAUUUACCACUAAAAAGAUGAAUAUCAGACUUCUAGUAUAUAAAGUUAUAUACUGGCUACUGUACUUGCAAAUAACAAAUGCUUAUCAUAAAUAUUUUCAUGACAAUCUAAGGAAACGAAGACAUCAUAAACAUGACUCUUCAUAUUUUCCAUUACAAUGCAAUUAUAUUUUUUUAUGUCUCUGGUAUCUCUAACCACUAGAUAAUACAUACACAGCAAAAGCACAAUGCAGCCUUCACAAGGGGUGUUACAACAAAACCAUUUUGUUUAGC
This is a messenger RNA of Rhopilema esculentum, 3555 nucleotides long. Its product is annotated as tRNA-specific adenosine deaminase 1. Gene Ontology annotation, biological process: tRNA processing. Gene Ontology annotation, molecular function: tRNA-specific adenosine deaminase activity; adenosine deaminase activity; RNA binding. The record is from RefSeq and is a predicted model, not a curated record. Lineage: Eukaryota; Metazoa; Cnidaria; Scyphozoa; Rhizostomeae; Rhizostomatidae.